UUUCGAAUCCCCAACUCUUCAUAGGUGGCUAAAGUUCCCCCGAUUGACGACCCGACAGUCUCCGCCGUGCCGUGAGGAGAGCUCGGUGGCUGUGAGGAGAGCUCGACGGUCGACGGCGGCGUUUCCUCUCCGCCCUCCAAGUGUUGGUCCUGCUUGUUGACGAUUUGUGUUGUAGAUUCGCCAAAUCGUGCUAUUGGAUUGGGGUAGGAUGAUAUAUACUGCGAUCGACACCUUCUACCUCACCGAUGAGCAGCUGAAGAAUUCGCCGUCGAGAAAAGAUGGGAUCGAUGAGGAGACAGAGACCACGCUGCGGAUCUAUGGAUGCGACCUCAUACAGGAGAGCGGCAUUCUUCUUAAACUACCGCAAGCGGUAAUGGCCACUGGGCAGGUGCUUUUCCAUCGGUUCUACUGCAAGAAGUCCUUCGCCCGCUUUAGCGUGAAGAGAGUUGCUGCAAGCUGUGUGUGGUUAGCUUCGAAGUUGGAGGAAUGCCCGAAAAAAGCAAAACAUGUAAUCAUUGUCUUUCACAGGAUGGAAUGUAGGAGGGAAAGCUUGCCGGUUGAGCUUCUGGAUGUCUUAUCCAAGAAGUACACAGAGCUGAAGAAUGAUUUGGUAAGAACAGAGCGGCAUUUGCUGAAAGAAAUGGGCUUUAUUUGCCAUGUUGAGCAUCCUCAUAAGUUUAUAUCUAACUACCUUGCGACACUUGAGGCUCCUCCGGAGCUGAGACAAGAAGCUUGGAAUCUGGCCAAUGACAGCUUGCGGACAACUCUCUGUGUUCGGUUCAAGAGCGAAGUGGUAGCGUGUGGUGUUGUAUAUGCUGCAGCCCGCAGGUUCCAGGUCCCCCUACCUGAAAAUCCACCCUGGUGGUUAGUUUUUGACGCAGAUAAGGCUGGGAUUGAUGAAGUUUGUAGAGUUCUUGCACAUCUCUACAGCCUUCCGAAGGCACAAUAUGUUCCCGUGUAUAAAGACAAUGAUUCUUUCACUUCAAGAAAUAAGAACUCAGAUCAGCAAGCUCAAGUUCAGAAGGUUGAAAGCUCGGCCGACGGUGACACCAACGGGACCAGCACGCUCAAGCUUGGAGCUCCAAAUUCCGAUGCUAGUUUGUCCAAAGAAGCAAUUGUGAAAGCAGCUCUAGACAAAUUGAAGGUGUCAAAGAAAACUGAUGAUGACACUAGGAAUGUGGCUGCUGAAGGGGACCAUAAAGAAGAGACCACCGUGAAGCCUAAGGUAGAUCAUAAGGCUGAUGCCAAUACGGAAAGGAACUACGAUAGAGAAAGGGAGAGGACAAAGACCAGAGAUCGUGACAGCAGGGGCAGAGACUCCGAUUAUGAUGGUAGGGGUAGAGAUUCUGACAGGGAUAGAGACCGAGAGAAGGAUGUUGAGCGUGAAAGAGAAAAGGACCGAAGACAUCGUGCCAAGGACAAGGGUUCAGGACACUCAGAAAAAUCAAGACAUCAUUCGUCACGAGACCGCAGUGAUUACCACAGCUCACACUCAUCCCGUGACAAAGAUCGACAUGAGCGACACAGGCAUCAUCCUUACGGUUAAAUGAGUAUGUCUGCUUUGUGCGACUUGCAGCCAAACUGUAAAAUGGCGAGAGUGAGUCGCAUACCCUGUUUCAUUAGCAGAGGAGUAACUGAUUUCAGUGAAGGCUAAGAGGGGGCUACAUCCGAGUCCAUGACUAGUGUGGUUGACAUCCACCACAAAGCAUCCUCGGACGGGACCAACAGCUAUAUAUAUAGCUAGCGAGCGAACCAUUUAAACAAAAAUGGCUCUUUUGACUCUCGUGUAAUUUCCGAAUAUAUUGUGGCUGUUUUUUGUUAUUAAAGACAUUAAUAUGUUUAUUGUGGCUCAUUUAAACGAGUACAGUUGCUUUA
Molecule: messenger RNA, 1875 nt
Organism: Musa acuminata AAA Group (dessert banana)
Lineage: Eukaryota; Viridiplantae; Streptophyta; Magnoliopsida; Zingiberales; Musaceae
Product: cyclin-L1-1-like
Exons: 9
Coding region: 209-1546 (445 amino acids)
Biological process (GO): regulation of transcription by RNA polymerase II
Cellular component (GO): nucleus
Molecular function (GO): cyclin-dependent protein serine/threonine kinase regulator activity
Source: RefSeq, a predicted model, not a curated record